AAGUAGAUUACCAAGUUAGGAGGUUAGCAGGGCACUCACUGUUGCAUAUAAUGCCUGAUUAUAUGACCAAUGGGUAAUCGUAUAAAUGUGCCCCGACAGACGUUAUGCAAUUCAGAGCGCCUUGCAAUAUCUACUUUCCGUAAAAUUACAGCAUGUUUACCAACAAGUCUUAUAUCUGUUUACCAUGCUGUAUUCGAGAAACACAUAAGCUACCUUUUUCACCUGUCUGUUUACUGUGUCCCUGUAAACUUGCUUUGCUACGUUUGCACACCUAGACCGCAGCACUACAUAUUUUUGGUUUGAGAAUGACCCUGAAGGCUAAAAGCCAGUUGGCCAGACGAAGUAGUUUAAACCUACAAAAUUAGUUGCAUGCUACAGACUAGCCCAAGCGUGUGCUCCGUUUCGCUCUGUGCGCCGUCUCGGGUGUAUGAAGUGUGGUCUGUAAGGAUAUUCAGCUGCUCUGUUGCGAAGCACGGUCACACAGUAGGCUACUCUUCUCACCUGCAAUAAUCCACGAGUUAAAUAAACACUAUUUAAUAACCGUUAGGUCUAAGAGACAACAUGACGAGACAAAGCCUACAAACUGUGAUUCCUGAUUCGAGCGCUCUAAUAUUUGCGUCCUGCUCUGGACGGUCCGACAGUCUCUUUCAAAAAUGAACUUAAAGGAACAAACCACGAUACCCUCUUACUGAUAGACUCUAUGGUUUCUAUGUUAAAUUGGUAAUAAUGAGCUGUUUUAGUAGCUUGGUAUUAGUCUCACACAUUCUAAACAUUGGUCUAUCUUUCAAGACACCGCGGGGCUAGGUGGCGGAGCUACGAUGAGCAAAGAGUUUGUCCUCCGGGCACAGUGGGUAAAAGUGAACUGUAGCCGGACGGGACUCGGUGAGGCGACAGUGUCGUCUCUGCUCUGUGUUGAAUUGAAUGGACACAGUUCGUCUGCUUCAUUUCUUUUAAUCUCAGGUUGAAAUAAACAGGAUUUACCAGUGGAGUGCCAGUUUUACCAGACUCAACUAUCUUGAUUUCAAGGAUUUUAGCAUUUUCCCGAGCCGUAGCCUACCCAGUCUUCCUCGUGCGUAAAUCCGAUAGACUGUGGACUCCACGGUAAAGCCAGACCACAUGCCUGCAAUGCUUUCGGCUGGUGUGAACGUUCGAGUCGACCCUGAAGAGGAAUGCUGUGCAGUUAAUUUCAGAGUUUUUCCUAAAGAAUCCAGAAGAAUCCUUCACUGACAGUCGCUUUUUCAAAUAUGGGAGAAAGCCACCGCUCAGCGAUUAAGUAGUUUUCCUGCACCUUGCUUUGCCUAAAAUUCUGCACAUUUACCGGAACAGCUCUGUGUCGGGACUUUUCUUAAGUUGAUCAUGCCACUGAUGAAAGUUACUCCCACUCCAGAGAAGGGGACUGCUCUGCGACUUUAACUGCAGAGCACAGUAAAUAUGUGCGGAGAGUGGAAGCUGUAACUCGAGGCGGGGUUAAGGUUCAGCUCUAUGGAGCGGUGAAGCGUUGGUUGCAGUUCGUAGAGUUGGAAAUGUGAAAGCAAGAAGCAGGCUUUAAUUUUUUCCCUCUCUCCCUUCUCUCUGUCUCUCUUUUUUUCUUUUCAUACACACGGACACAACCAUCACGCGUACACGGACACACAUAGAGUCUUCAUACACCCCCACACAUACACAAGCACACAUACACACACUCACACACAUCAGCACAUACAUAAACACGCUGACUUGUAACAGUUAUCCAAACAUACACUCAUACCUCACAAAUUCAAGAUAAAACACCAGAUAUGUAUUCGCCGCUAUGUCUAACACAGGAUGAAUUCCAUCCUUUCAUUGAAGCGCUGCUGCCACACGUGCGAGCCUUCGCUUACACUUGGUUCAACCUGCAGGCCCGCAAGAGGAAGUACUUCAAGAAGCACGAGAAGCGUAUGAGCAAAGAAGAGGAGCGCGCAGUGAAGGACGAGCUGCUCAGCGAGAAGCCAGAGGUCAAGCAAAAGUGGGCCUCGCGACUCCUCGCCAAACUGCGCAAGGACAUCCGGCCCGAGUUCCGUGAGGACUUUGUCUUAACUGUCACCGGCAAGAAGCCACCGUGCUGCGUGCUGUCCAAUCCCGACCAGAAGGGCAAGAUGAGGCGGAUUGAUUGCCUCCGUCAGGCCGACAAAGUGUGGCGUCUGGACCUGGUCAUGGUGAUUUUGUUCAAAGGUAUUCCACUGGAAAGCACGGACGGCGAGCGGCUGGUUAAGUCCCCGCAGUGCUCGAACCCGGGGCUGUGCGUGCAGCCACACCACAUAGGAGUUUCAGUGAAGGAGCUCGACCUGUACUUGGCCUACUUUGUGCAUGCUGAAGCAACACAGUCUGAGAGUCCAAACCAACCCAAUGAGUCCGACAUCAAGGAUCAGCCAGAAAAUGGUCAUCUGGGAUUCCAGGACAGUUUUGUCACAUCUGGGGUUUUCACCGUUUCAGAGCUGGUGCGCGUGUCACAGACUCCCAUUGCUGCAGGGACGGGACCCAACUUCUCCCUGGCCGACCUGGACAGCUCCUCCUAUUACAGCAUGAGCCCUGGAGCCAUGAGGCGACCCCUACCCAGCACCUCAUCCAGCAGCUCUGCGAAGCGUAUUAAGUGCAUUGAGGACGAAGUGGACAGUCCAGGCGAGGAGUCCUACUACCCUGGGCAGGGACGUUCACCGGGCAGCGGCAGCCAAGCCAGCAGCUGGCACGAGGUGGAGCCAGCUGGAUAUAAACUGCGUGGCUCGCUAGCUAGUUCGUUCAUCUCAAGACAAGGGAUGCCAUCGCCUACCACAUUAAAGAAGUCAGAGAAGUCUGGUUUCAGCAGCCCCGUGCCUGCGCAGAGCUCCUCCCCCCGAACGGCUUUCACACACCAUCAUCGGCCUGUCAUUACAGGACCCAGAGCAAGUCCCCAUGCCACGCCUUCUAGUCUGCAUUUCCCGACGUCGCCCAUCAUCCAGCAGCCAGGCUCCUACUUCUCUCACCCGGCCAUCCGCUACCAUCCACAGGAGACCUUGAAGGAGUUUGUCCAACUUGUCUGCCCUGACAGUGGUCAGCAAGCUGGACAGGUGGGCUUCCUUAAUCCCAACGGCAGCAGUCAGGGAAAGGUGCACAACCCGUUCCUGCCCACCCCGAUGCUGCCCCCCCCACCGCCCCCUCCCAUGGCACGGCCCGUGCCCUUGCCCGUGCCAGACUCCAAACCGCCCUCCACCUCCACCGAGGGAGGGGGCAACUCCCCCACCUCGCCAACUUACUCCACGCCGAGCACGUCCCCAGCUCAGCGCUUUGUCAGUGUGGGCCCCCGAGACCCCAGCUUUGUAAAUAUCCCUCAGCAGCCUCAGUGGUACCUGGGCUAAAGAUUCUGGACUCUCACCACCCCCCUCCAGAGGAACCCCUUUGCCCCAAAAUGAGUGCAACCUGCAAACCGUGUUCACCUGUCUACCUGUACACCUGUCUGACAGAGAGAAGUCCCCUACCCCUUGCAUCUGACAGACGCAUGGCUACAGCAGAACACAAACCACCGUUCCUGCCCCUCAGAAAAAAAGGAAAUCUACUUAUGCUUACAUACAUGCGCUAUAUAUAUCUAUAUAGCCCAUAUAUAUUAUUGCAUAUGUAUGGUUUAUAUAUUAUAUUUAUAUAUAGUAGCAGGCCAACUCAACAGGAGGUGCUACAUCUCCAUGGGAGAGCAACAAUAUAUUUUUUUUUGUUGAAAAGUGCACGUUUAUUAGCAUUUUCAUUUAGUCCUCCUCUAUGGCUUGGAGAAGGACAACAUGUUGACAUAAUCAAUCAUUUCCUCAGCUGGUGACUAUAGCUGAUUUGACACACAGGUCACCAGGCAGAACUCGUCCCGCUUUUGCUGUUUGUUCACUUGGCGUGUGUGUGUGUUGUGUGUGUGUGUGUGUGUGUGUGUGUGUGUGUGUGUGUGUGUGUGUGUGUGUGUGUGUGUAUGUUUGAGUGUGUGUGUGUGUGUGUGUGUGUGUGUAUGUGUGCUUACUUGAGACCUGCACAGUUUGGGGCUCCUGUUUCUCCUUCUGUGUUUUUCCAUCAUACCCCAUCCUGAACUGUCUGAUUCUCUUACUCUGCUGGGCUUGUGCACUGGUUAGAGUGCAGAGGUUUGCUGAAAUGUUUCUUAGACCUCUAUAGGCCAAACUGCCCCCUACUCACAUAGCCCUAAGGACUGUCAGAGCACUCAGUACACCCCUACUCCCACCAUAUUCCUGACCACUGGCCAUCGCUAAGCUGUGCAUGGAGGAGGGAAGCCAUCCUUUCUUCAGAGCCUUUUCAUGGACAUAUCGCAGCAAUUACAAACAUCCCAGUAAACCAGAGACAAAGACUUCCUACUUUUCCCUGGGAUGUGGGGCAGGGGAUGAGAGGACAAUUUAGGUUGAUGUUUUUGAUAUCGGUCAAAUCAGGUGAAAUUACACAAGCUUUGAGAGGCUACACAGUGUAUUUUGACAGGAGGGUUUUUGUUAGAAAGGAAAAAAAAACAUCCUGUCGUGGAGGUAUGUUCAUAUUUCAUAUUUGUUUUUGUAUAAAAGUUAUUUCAGUUAUUUCAACAUAUAUCCUACUAAAGGUCUGUAUGAUCAGUAAAUCCAAGGAUGGAGAAAAGGGUGAAGCUUCACCAGGAGCUGGAGGCAUGGUAUUAAGGCAAACAGUAGAUUACUGAAGUGAGGAAAGUGCAAUUUUUCAGAUAGCUGUUGGAAUUUUAAAUAUCUGCAUAAGAUUGUUAAACAGUAUAUAUAUAUAUAUAUAU
Messenger RNA from Alosa sapidissima (American shad), 4747 nucleotides. It is a transcript of the gene nfia, whose product is annotated as nuclear factor I/A. Gene Ontology annotation, cellular component: nucleus. Gene Ontology annotation, biological process: regulation of transcription by RNA polymerase II. The record is from RefSeq and is a predicted model, not a curated record. Gene Ontology annotation, molecular function: RNA polymerase II cis-regulatory region sequence-specific DNA binding; DNA-binding transcription factor activity, RNA polymerase II-specific. The coding region runs from base 1776 to 3350 and encodes 524 amino acids. The transcript is spliced from 12 exons. Lineage: Eukaryota; Metazoa; Chordata; Actinopteri; Clupeiformes; Clupeidae.